Molecule: messenger RNA, 1491 nt
Organism: Fulvia fulva
Lineage: Eukaryota; Fungi; Ascomycota; Dothideomycetes; Mycosphaerellales; Mycosphaerellaceae
Exons: 2
Coding region: 1-1491 (496 amino acids)
Source: RefSeq, a predicted model, not a curated record
AUGACAAUCUCCUCGACCAAAAGAUUCGCUAUCCUCCUCCUCAAUGCCCUUCACCUCACGAGCUAUCUCGCAUCUGCCCAGAGCUGCUACUUCCCCGGCGGCGCGGUGGACAAUGACAGCGGUGUAUGCGGUGACUCCAGCGUAUGCUGCCCUCUGAGCUGGGAAUGCAUAUCAAAUGGACUCUGCUACCUACCAGCACAAGAGUUCUUCCAGCGCUCUUCUUGCACGGAUAAAUCCUGGGGAGACGAUUGUCCGCAAAUGUGCCUCAGAGAUGAUAGUGGACCGGAGAACGGUAACCAAGCAGUGCAGCAGUGCAGUGAUGGAAGAUACUGCUGCGACAGGAACCGACCGGAGGUGGACGAGGAUGAUGCGAGCAAGUCUUGCUGUGUGCAGAAGGUCAGAUUCAUCGACAUUGAGGAUGGUACCGCGACUGCUACGAUCUCCACGAAGGCGGGUUCGUCGACAAAGGCCUCGUCUGCCAGCUCUACAAAAUCGACCAGAAGCUCUACCAGCAGUUCCCCCAGCAGCUCCACGAGUGACUCCCACAGCACCAGCUCAGGCUCGACAUCCAGCAUGAGCACAGCUUCCUCGAGUCGGCCGCCGCAGACCAGUGUUAUCACCACGCAAGCCACCACCACGAAUUCCCAAGGCGAAGCGACCACGAUAAUGGUCAUGACGACCGCACUCGUCGACCCGUUGCAGGAGAGUUCAAUUCCGCCACAUGCACACGAAAGGCAAUCAAACAGCAGCACCAUAGUCGGCAUCGCCGUAGGCGUACCACUCGGUCUCAUCGUUGCCUCAGUCCUCGCAUUCUUCCUCUGGCGCCACCGCCGCAAGAACAAGUCCGCACCCAGCGACCCUCCCACCUCCGAGCGCAAAGACCUCGUCGACAUGUACGGCAGCAACACCACCCACGACGGCAAACGUCCCGAAGCAGACGGCUACCCAGUCGCCGCCUCCAGCACAAAGCCUGGCCACCUCAGCCAAGCCAUAUCCGAAAUGUCCGGCUCGCCAGUCACCCGCCAACAAUACAGCCCACACAGCGCCGUCUCACCCAUCACGACCGGCAGUUUCUCGAACCACAACCUGAACCCACCAACCGCCAACGGCCUCGGCUUCGUCCCAGAAGAGCAGCCGCAGGAGUUGUGGGGAGGAGAUAUACCACGCCAACAGCACCCACAACCACAACCGCAACCGCAGGACUUCACACCGAUGGGUCCUAGACCCAUGCCGUAUGGAGGAGGCUCGUAUCCUGGACAGCCGGUGCCGUAUCAACCUGCCCCAGCGCAAAGUGCUCAGCAGAUGUCGAGUGGAGCGACCGAGGCUGCGCGUAAGAGUGGUGAAGGUGGGGCUGGUGGACAGUACUCUGCGUUCCAGGGCGUGAGCGAGUUGCCGAGCAGUGAGAGGCCUCCUGUAGAGACGGCGCAGAGCCCGCCGCCUGGGGAAGAUCAGGGGCGGAUUGGCAAGGGGUUGAGCGUGGUGAAUCAGUGA